Molecule: messenger RNA, 2410 nt
Organism: Ornithodoros turicata
Lineage: Eukaryota; Metazoa; Arthropoda; Arachnida; Ixodida; Argasidae
Product: slit homolog 3 protein-like
Exons: 3
Coding region: 185-2410 (741 amino acids)
Molecular function (GO): protein binding
Source: RefSeq, a predicted model, not a curated record
UCGUCGUUAUCGGAGAACAAGAUAACGCAGCUAAGGCACACACGACUGCGCUCGGCGCAUUCUAGUCACUUCACUUCUGUUUUUAUGUUCGCUCUAUCACGAGAGCAUCUACAUGAUGACGACACUGGGCGCCGAAGCAUUGCGUACAUUGCAGUAUGUGUGACACAGCAGGUGUGGAGCGAAUAUGUUCGUGCUGUUCGUGAUGGUGAUGUUUCUCCACGUGAAAUGUGAUUUUGUUGCUACGGAUACUACUCUCAAUGAUACUCAGUACUGCCACACCAAGACUGAUCGUUCCGGAACAACGGUGUUCUACAAGGGCGCACCAAACGUGGAGCAACUACGUCACGAUUUAAUGGAGCUUAAUAUACCUCGCCCGUUUUCGUUGGUGGUAACCGAUACUAACAUAACAACCUUGCCCGAGUUUUCAUUUGCCAACCUUACGUUGAACGUCCUCAGAAUGGUCCGCUGUGGGAUAGAAUCGCUUCACACGGAUUCGCUCGUUGGUUUGGAGAAUGUAGAGCUGCUAGACCUGUCGAAGAACAGCCUGACAACGGUACCCUCUGCCCUCGCUGCCCUUAAAUCGCUGCAAUUGCUUUAUAUUACUUUCAACAGGAUAACAACGAUUGGUCUCGAGCUGACGCGUUUGUCAUCGUCGUUGACGAGAAUAAAUCUGAACGGAAACGUGAUCUCGUCCAUUCGUGAAGAUGCACUGAAGAACAUGAACCGUUUGCUGAGGUUCGCUGCGAACAAUAACAGGAUCGAGAGUAUUCCGAAGACCUUGUUUAGUACAGCGCCCAGAUUGCAGCAGAUCGACUUGCGUUGGAAUCUCAUCGAAGAUGUAGAGAAUCUGUUUGACGGGCUAUUGGAGUUGCAUACACUGAAGCUGGAAGACAACCGCAUUCGCCACAUUCGCACCCUCUCCGCCUCAAACCUUCCCUCUCUAGAAUCCCUGAGCCUCGACCACAACCCCAUUGACACCUUUACUCUCUUUCACUCGAGAAACGCGGCUAUCGAAAGCCUCAGUCUUCAACACUGCAAAAUAUCCGAUGUCGCUUCCAUUCCCUUCUCGUGCAUCGACCGACUGCGGUUCUUGAGGCUACGUUUCAAUCGCAUCAAACACAUAGACAGCGACUCUUUCCCCAAAUCUGUCAACACCUCAAGCUACAGCUCCAUUACUCGGCGAGAUUUUUAUCCGUCCAAUUGCAAGGCUGACAACGAAAACAAAGCCGGCAUUCUACUGGUCAUCGACAUCUCCCAUAAUUAUAUAGACGCGAUUAAUAACGCGUUUCGCGGCCUUCAACUACUGGAACGGCUGGACAUCGACAACAAUGAUCUCGAGAACGUUCCCGAUGAUGCAUUCAAGUCAAACAUUAAUUUGAAAACCUUGAAUAUGGGUUAUAAUAAAAUUUCCUGGAUUGGAAAGCAUGCAUUCAGCAGCCUCGUAAACCUAGUAGUGUUGAAAUUAUCGAACAAUCGGUUGACAUCGUUGAACGGUUCGUUAUAUAUUAUGCCCAUGGUGAAGUAUUUGUAUCUCGGUAAUAAUAGAUUGCUGUUCUUGAGGGAAAACGAUUUUGGAAGUCUUCCACGGCUGAAGAUGCUCGAGGCUCAAAGAAAUAAUAUCAGCGAUGUGCGAGGCGCGUUCAAAAAUCUUGUGUCUCUCCAGUAUUUAUACUUGCACGACAACAACUUGAUGGUCAUUCAUCGAGCUAGCUUACCAGAAGAUAUAAAGCAGUUGGAGAAGAUCACGAUUGAAGGAAAUAUUUUAACGUGCGACUGCCAGCUGUCCUGGCUGUACGAAAUACCACAGCUGUAUAUGUAUUAUGACGUCCCGCUCUGCAACAGUCCACCACGGCUCGCCGGGGCUCCCUUCCUGAGCAACGAGACAAGAUACAACCUUGACGUCUGGCUUGAAGACUGCGACGAGAGGUGCACCUGCAGAUGUAUGGCAGAGGGUUACGAGGGAUUUAUUAGAGUAGACUGUUCCCAGCGGAACAUGAAGGAAACGCCACAGAAGUUUCCAGAAGAUACGGCCGUCAUAGAUCUUAGCGGGAAUCUCUUGGACUCGUUAAACACGUCCUUAGCCAAGGAAGCGCCUGCGGUGCGGAGCUUGAACCUGAACAACAACUUGUACACCAGCCUCGACUGGAAAGUCUUACCGACAAACUUGAGCUACCUGUUUCUGCAGAACAACUCUUUCAAGCACUUCCCACUAAGUGUCGUUGAUAACCUGAACUUAUCGGGCAUUUGGUUAUCUGGAAAUCCGUGGAACUGCGAUUGCGAGGACUACGCCUUCAGGCAGUGGGCCGAAUCACAUGAAGACACGGUAAGAGAUACUAAGAGGUCAGCUUUGUCUUUCGAGGAUGUUGUGGUCGAUCGAGUGCAUCUGACGCCCUGUUCUCCUUCCGUCUGA